CACGAGUUUUUGAGAAUGAAGAAUCAGUUGGUCGUGAAGUGCGGUGCGUUUCGGAUGCUGGAGUGGCCGUGUCGGCAGAUCCCGGUUGAUUGGGAUUUAGAUUUGGACCUCAAUCUGGAGUUGACACCAACAGUCGUCCAGCGCCCUAGAACAAAACUACAGCGGUACCUUUCCGAGGGCCACCAGCACCAUCACCAUGACAUGGUGCAGACAUCAUCAUCCACUGUACCGAGAAAAUCGGCUACCAUGACCUUUCACAGGUCAGUUUCACAUUCUCCAAACCAACCUCAUCGCCCGUUAGCUGAUCAGCAGGGACAUCAUAACAGUUUGGUGUUAGAAUCAUCGGCCAACUUGCCGCAAGAAUCUUCCAACAUGACCUUUGACAGGUCAGUGUCUAAUCAGCCAGCUGUCAAACUCCGCCGAUUUCUGUCAGAGGGUCAUCAUAACCGACAGGAGUCGCCACCUUCGGACCCCAGGCAGAGGUCUGCGACGGUGACAGUUAACAGGCGGCAGCAGAUGGACAGUCAGCAGUUAUACUGCCAGACUCAUGUCUCUAGUCAAGCCGCUGAUCCUGAUACAGGCCAACACAAGGAUAAGCUCAAGAAUGCUACUCAGGACCUGUUUGAGCUGCUGGAGAGAGUGCAGAGCAGCCGGCUAGACGACCAGAGAUGCGUCCUGCCCCCGUACUUCACGCAGGCGUCACGUGAUGACAGUCGCCCUGCGGUCUCUGCGACGCCUCCGUCUGGUGGGUCCCAGCGCCUCCUGGAGGAGACGCUACAGAAGUCGGCUCCCUACCCGAUGAUCCUGCUGCCGCCUGGUGGCGGAUACUGGCUGGACGGACAGGACCACGAGUGCCCGUUCGACCCACGGGGAAACCCCAUCCUACCACACACCACAUGGCACGCAAAAUUCGAGACGGACGAUACGGCGAAGUGCUACCGCAGGUUCUUCAUCGGACGGGAACACCUGAAUCUCAUAGGAACAGAUGAAAACUUGGGACCUGUUUGUCUGUCAGUCAAGACAGAGAAUGUGGCAUCACAAGAACAUACCAGAAUAUUGCUGCGGCUCAAGACGGGCACAAUGCAUGAGCUGGUGCCCUCUUCCUGCCUCUCCCCCUCACCAUCACCUGCCAGGAUGGCAAAGCUGUUGAAUGAGCAGCUGAAUGUGGACCAGUUUUUGCCUGUCCUGUGUCCCCGAGCAUCACAGUUGAUUGCAGCCUAUGAUGAGCAUGUCCUGGUUUCCAACUUCAAAUUCGGUGUGUUGUACCAGCGCUUUGGACAGACUACAGAGGAACAGCUAUUUGGCAAUGUUCAGUCCAGUGCAGCUUUGGAUGAAUUCCUGGAACUGCUGGGACAGCGCAUUCAGCUUAAGGACCACAAAGGAUACCGAGGAGGUUUGGACACACAGUUUGGCCACACAGGAGAUGAAGCAGUAUACGAGGUAUUUAAGGACAGGGAAAUAAUAUUCCAUGUUUCCACGCUGCUGCCCUACAGGGACAGUGACCCUCAACAAUUGCAGAGGAAGAGGCAUAUUGGCAAUGACAUUGUGGCAAUAGUGUUCCAAGAAUCAAACACUCCAUUCUCACCUGAUAUGAUUGCAUCGCACUUUCUUCAUGCAUUCAUUGUAGUGCAAGUACUCGAUCCCAACAGCCCUAACACAAGGUACAAAGUCAGCGUGACAGCUCGUGAUGAUGUUCCAUUCUUUGGGCCAACACUCCCAUCCCCGGCCGUUUUCAAGAAGGGCCCAGACUUCAAGGAUUUCUUGCUUACAAAACUGAUUAAUGCUGAGAAUGCUUGUUACAAGGCAGAGAAGUUUGCCAAACUUGAGCUGCGAACACGGACAUCUCUACUGCAGUCUCUGAUAGAUGAGCUACGAGAGAAAUCAAGAGAUUUCCUGGGUGGUGCAGACUCUCCGCAGUCAGCCCCUGAUACACCCAAGUCUGAUGGCAGUAGUGGUGCUGGCAGUCGUUUCAUCGACACAGUCCGUAAGGCCCUUAUAGCACGAGUGCGAAGUACAAGUGUGGACAAUAACCUAGGGAGCAGUACAAGCAGUGGACAGGUCUGCAAGAAGCCCACCUCAGCCCAACAACCUCAACAGCCUGCCAUACCAGAAACAGCUACCCCUUCAAUUAUGUUUCAGAGUGGAAGAUCCUUAUCAAAGGGCAGUGGAGGGGGAAAGAAAAGUGCACCAUCUUCUCCAGUAUCCAGUCCAGACAUGCAGAGCCAUAGAACAGCAAGGCCAGCAUUAUCAGAAAGUGAUGACUCGUCGCUGAACAGUGUGGAUCUGGAUGCUGCGGUGUAUGUGGAUAGUGAUACUGGUCUGGAAAGCAUGUCAAGUGCUGAGACACCUCACAAGGCCUGCAGCCUCUGCCUGGACGCUGGAGAAGCAAGUGGAAGGCAGGCUGAGGCACUGCGGCAAGAGGUGACACGCCUCAAGUGUGACAAACUGGACCUGCUACGUCAGAAUGUGAAUUUUCAACGGGACAUCAAACAGUUGCGAGAAAAGGAGCUACAGUUGCGGUCAGACCUUGCAGCAGCCUCUAAAGAGAUACUGCGUCUACGAGAGCUUCUGAAAGACUACAGCAGUGGGGGUGAAAGUUCCCCAGUGUAGAUCCGUAGCCUCUGUCUCUCCUGAAACACCAGACCAGUUGACUAGAUUAGAGGGUUCCAGUUGAAAGGAGGAGGGGGAGACAUUUAUGUAAUCCUUCUUUUCCUAUAGAAAGAAUGCAGAAGCUGUCACCAUUCUGUAUGGCACAAUUUAGAUUAGAGGCGUUAAUUUCCAGUGGUUUUCAGGUCUUUAAGCCCCUAUGAAAUUUUGUGUCAUUUUUCGCUUUGGAUGUCUUGCCCCCUAUCACAAGUCAGCUGGCACUGUUUUGUGUGUGUGUGUAUGUGUAACAUUUCUUCUUAAGAAAAAUGGCUGGGCAGUUGCUAAGUGUAGCUUUCAACUGCAGAUCAUUGCAAAAACAGAAAUGAGGGUGUAUACGAGAUCUCAUGUCAUAGUUAAAGAUGGAGUAUUUCAGUUUAUGAAAGAAAGCCUCAUCUUGUUUUCACAAUGCUGUUUUGCUGGUUUAUUCUUAAAUGUUUCAACAAUGGUGAGUUAAGAACAAAUGAUCUAUCCUUCCAGCACUUACUUCAGUGGCUAAUAAUAGCUUAUCAUCAUGGUUCACUAGUAACAGCCAAGUUACAUCCUGAGGAAUCAUCAUAUUCACAGGUCAAUCUUCACAGUUUUUUUGUUCAGUUCUGAGUAGAUAGGUGCAGUGUUGUUGGUGCUGUGUUAAAUUAAAGUACAUUAUGUGAUGGUAGAAUAUUCUUGCAAUUUUUGUAAUCAGUUGCUAUUUACAGUUGUAACUUGGUAUGUGCUGUGAAUGGUCGGUUCUUUAAGUAAAAGUAGUUAUCAAAACAGGGGCAGUAAGUAGACUUGUCUUUGAGGUUUCUUGAAUGAGGUUGUCAGUAACUUGGAAUGUAAACAAUAGAGAAGGUUGUUUGAAGUACAAGGUGCAAAUGCAUCUGUCCUUCGUCAACCUUCCUAUUGCUGGGAUUCUUAUUAGGUUGUGCUUUUGCAGGAGUGAACAGUGGUUAGUAUCGCGGUAAGAUUUGAGGUUCUCAGGUUUGUGAUUAUCAAGAUUAACUCUUCUGGGGUGUAACACUCUGUUGUCUGAUAGGCAGGAACCCACUGUGUCUACCACCGGGCAACAGGGCCCUCCAAAGCAUUCAUACCUAUCCAAAAAAUUAAAAAAAGUGUCAAAUCUCAGAAGACUGUAAUCUUGAGUCAAUUUCAACUUGAGAUAAAUCUGUUAAUUUUUGUUUUCCAUAGUUACUUCAAAGUUAACAUAAAAAUUAUGAAAAUUAUUGUAUUUAAUAUUCCUGUUCUAAGAAUCUUACACUGUGAAAAAGGCACAGUAUCACAGGAAGCUAUAAAAUUCAGUUGCAGACUUAGGAUAUAGGAUGUACCUCAAUUUACAAGUCAAAAUAUAUUUGCUAAAUGAUUCAAUUUAUGGAUUUUAGGCUUUCGUAAUGGUUCAUUGUUAUAAUGAUUUUUUUCUUGAGGCUGUGCACCAUGUGGAUGUGGACAGUGUUGAUAUUUUGGUGAUACAUGCUGCCUUCGCUUCAGGGUUGAACUGAGUCGAGUGAGAGGAAGAGAGGGGGAAUGUGUGUGCAUGCAGCUUUUGCCCUUUAAGGGGAAGACUGGGACUAGUCAUCAGACACCAUUUCUUCCCCCCCCCCCUUGGGGGGGCUUGACACUUAGUUCACUUGUUACGGCGACCACUAUUUGGCCUGUUAUACUAGCCCCAGAUUAUAUAUAUAGUACGACGACAACGACGACGACUGUGGAACUGUCGGAAUGAGAGUUGGCAGAGGAAGCUGAAGUAUUCUGAGAAAACCUGCCCCAGUGCCAUUUUGUUCAUCACAAAGCCAACAUUACUUGACCUGGGAUUGAACCUAGGCUGCUGGGGUGGGAAGCUGACAGAUAACCAUCUGAGCUAUGGCAUGGUCAAACACUACCCUUCUCCAGUGGGUCUCAUGGACCAAAACCUGUAUAUACAUGAACACUCACCCACUUUACUUGCUUAACUCUGAAGAUAAAGGCAUGUACCUAUGAAAUGUUGGUAUUACUGCCCAUGUCCACACUGUGCAAAGAUUCAAGAGCAGAAUAAAAUAUUUUAAUUUACUAAUCUUUUUCUUCUUGCAAACACACCGUUUUAAAACCUAACAGAAAACAGUAAUACUUCAGCCUGCACAGAGCUGCAAGUUGCUAUGUCCUGACAGUGAAAGAGUUAAACAUCAAUACUACAUUCCUUCAUUACAUGACAGAUGUUAAAAAAAUGUUGGGGAGGUUGGACGAAAGGUGCGCUGGACUGUAUAAUGCAUUUUUAUAUCUAUUUAAUAGAUGGAAAUUUCUUGAGAUGACUGAUUUGCCCAUGAGAUGGAAAAGAAGUGAGAAGUACUAUGUUUGUCUAGAGAGUCUCCUGUUUACUUUUAUUUUCAGUUUCUUCUUUGCAAAUCUUUUUUUUUAUAGCUCAUUAUUAUAAUACAUUAUGUGAAGUUAAACCAUGUUCAUCAAGUCUUCUCAAAAUGACAUCUCAUUUAUCGUACAAAUAUCAGAGGAUGUUUAAACAAACUGAACAUGUAACAAGAAUGUUUCAUUCUUGUUAUCCAUGAUAUUUUAAGUUUUACUGGUCACAUUGACCAGUUGACACUACAGUUUGACUGCUGCAGACACAUAAUACAGAAUGGACAAAACAUAAGAAACACAACCAUACAAAUAGAUAAUACAAUACAUCCAUGUCUACCAGUGAAUAAAAGAAAACUAUGUACCAAAGCUAACAUUCCUCGAGUCAGCACAAUGUAGAAUUAUGUAAUAAUGAUGAUAAUAUAUAUACAGUCUCGCUUAUCAUGUGUAAAUAAUAGUUUUUUUUUAACUGGAAUGAGAAAUAAGCUCAUUCCUUGGGAAGGUUGACAUUUCAUGUAACGAAUACCAAAAAUUAUAUAAAUAAUCAAAACAGGUAAGGUAAAAUGUUCUCAGAAUAAGGUGACAUGGCGUGAGAAAUCACCAGUAUUUUCUUAAAAACUCCCAUGAAAGGAACAUCACAUAGAAGUUUCAGUCUGGAGAAAUUCAGACAAGAAAUUUGAUAUUAUUUUAAAAUGGCAUGUGUUGUGAUACUCUUUUGUUUCUUAUCUUGUCUUACAUUAGUUUAAGAAAAGUAUACAGAUAUUCAAAAUACCUUUAACUUAUUAUUUUAAUGAACAUUCUGAAAUGUUUCAGGCAUUAGACUGAUUUCCAAAAAAAGACAGUUUGUUGUAGAGCAACAUCCACCACUUUAGGGGCACUGCAUGUUAUACUGACAAAGAAAGUGAAGUGAAAUUUUUUAUAAAUUAUAUAUGGCCAUUGAAUUUAUUUUCUAUUUUCACUAGAUAAUUAAUGUGGCAAAAUUACUCCAAGUUUUCAGGAUCAGAUGAAUAAAAAAUUUGGAAAAUACAAGAACAGUAUAACAGAAUAGGUUAGAUCUUGCAUCUCUUGUUCCCCUACAGGUGUUUGUAUUUCUCCUUAUAGAGAAAACACCAGUGCUUCAGAAAAUAUACUGCACCGUUAUUACAGCUUAUAUAUCUGUAAAUAUGAUUAUACCAUUCAAGAAAUGCAAGAAAAAUAUAAUGACCCUGAUCAGUGAAUAUUUUAGAAAUAGUACAGUAAUUCUAAAUUUUCAAGUAUGUACACUUCCAAUGCAUAUGAUUGGAUAAUUUCAGUUUGAUGAGAAAAACUGGAGAUUGGUUACAACUGUUUUGCUAAGAACAUUAAAGAACUUCUGAGUUUUCUUCUUGUUACCAGCUGUGGUUUCAUGAAGUGUCGUCAUUACCUCUGAGUUGUGUGAUAUAUAAUUAAAGAAAUAUUAUAUUAAAUGUGAAGAAAUGAGCUGUUGAUCUACAAUGAAUAUUUUUGCACUGGCCUUACAGUGACAUUUCUGAACUUGUGAAGGAAGAGAGGCAUCUUCAUAAAAUUAUACCUAAAAACAAAUGAUAGUGUGUGAUAUAUCUAUAUUUAGAGUUCUUCUUCAUUGCCUGUUGGUGUUGUUAAUUUAUGUUCUUAAGUGGAAAUUUGUCAAAUAUCCUGGAGCACAUUAAAUUGCUUUAAGCACGCACUGUCACAUUUUAA
Molecule: messenger RNA, 6648 nt
Organism: Cryptotermes secundus
Lineage: Eukaryota; Metazoa; Arthropoda; Insecta; Blattodea; Kalotermitidae
Gene: RapGAP1
Product: rap1 GTPase-activating protein 1
Exons: 13
Coding region: 16-2610 (864 amino acids)
Biological process (GO): regulation of small GTPase mediated signal transduction; activation of GTPase activity
Cellular component (GO): cytoplasm
Molecular function (GO): protein binding; GTPase activator activity
Source: RefSeq, a predicted model, not a curated record